GUCAACCGCUAUCUGUGCGCACAUCUGAAUCGCGAAUCACGCUUGCCCGCACUGCUGCUGUGUGUUAAAAGCGCGCUGUUUGAAACCGAGUCCGCGCUCGAACCCUUUCUCUUCGUCAGCUACACUGCUUCUAAAAUUUUGGCCAGAGGUUUACUAGCUGUCUAGGGAGAUUGGUCAUGGUGCGGGGCGGAUACGCAGAAAGCUCGGCCGGCUACGGCGGCGACCUGCAGGCAGAGGUCCAGGCCUGGGUGGAGCAAGUGACGGGGGAGCCUUUCGAGGGGGACUUUGCCGACGGCCUGCGCGAUGGCGUGCGUCUCUGCAAGCUCCUGAACACCAUCAAGCCUUCGAGCGUGCGCAGGAUCAACCCGUUCAAAGAAGGCCAGAAGUUCAAGCAGAUGGAGAACAUCAGCAACUUCAUCCGUGGGUGUAGAGCGAUUGGCGUGCCGGAGUACUCUCUCUUCGAAACGGUGGACCUCUACGAAGGGAAGGAUGUGGGCCUCGUGGUGAAAUGUUUGCACGCCCUGGGAGGGACCGUCCAAAAGAACUGCCCCGAAUUUGGAGGCCCGCACUUGGGAUUGAAACCGGUUUCGAGGGCACCCCCCCGCGUGGCGGCGGCAGUGCCAACAGCGGCAGCGCGGGCGCCGCAGGCGUUUGAUCAUGCUGCUGUCAAGGCAAACGGUGGCGCCGCCGGAGAGCAAGGAGGAUCGCCGCCCCCGCCGCCGCCGUACAACGGUACCGCUCAACGCUGGGGUUCGAGCGAGACCCGGCCUGCGGUAGCGGCGGCGACGUCGCCGCCGCCCGCCUACCGCGACGACCUCUCCUCCAGGUUUACGGAGACGGUACAGGUUACCGGCAGCAGCGGCGGCGGGUCGGUAAGCCCUCGUAAUGGCGGUGGCGGCGGCAGCCACUCCGGGCCAGCUGCGAACGGUUCUUGCCGUCACACCUCCGGCUCCAAGUCACCCCCGCACCGGCCCGCGCCGCCGUACGGCGGUGCCGUCAUUGGCAACGGGCAGCAGCACUCGGCUCGCCCCCAAUCCCCAGCGCGGCCAUACAAGAAAAGCUCGUCACCGACAAAUGGAGUUCGUCAGCAGGUGUCCGGGGCGCCAAGGGCCGUGUCGCCUUCCGCGCCCCCCCCUCCGUUGUCGACGGCGACGGCGACGGCGACGACGAUGCCACCCCGCCGGUCGCCCACGGGUGGCCGGGGCGGCGGCUAUGGGCUGGACGCGGAGCUGGCGGCCAGGCGGGAGGCAAACUACGACUACGACGCGGAGGCGGAGGCGCAGGAGUGGAUCGAGGACGUGACGGGGGAACGGUUCGCGGAAGGGUUUGGGGAGGAGCUGAAAGACGGGAGAAAGCUGUGCCUGCUUAUCAACCAGAUCAAGCCGGGAGCCGUGCGGAGAGUGAACGACUCAAGGAUGCCCUUCAAGCAGAUGGAGAACGUGUCCAACUUCUUGAAAGCUUGCAGGGCCGUCGGCGUGGCGGAGCACUCGCUGUUCGAAACCGUCGACCUCUACGAAGGCAAAGAUCUCGGACUCGUUGUCCGAUGCCUGCACGCUCUGGGGCAAACGGUUCAGAACAGCUGCCCGGAGUACAAUGGGCCUCGCCUUGGCAUCAAGCAGACGGAGGCCAACAAGCGCGAGUGGACCGAAGAGCAGCAGCAACAGCAGCUGCGGAACAGCUCGGGGGCCAUGUCCAACCUGCUUGCGGGGUCGAGCAAGACCAUGGAGCGUGCGACGAUUCUCAAGACGGGGGCGACCUUCGGGGCGGCGCAGUCGGGGACCGGGGACCGUGCGGGGACCAGCGGCUGGACCAUGGGCAGCGCAAACACGAUGGACCGUUCCCACAUCGUGAAGAGCGGCCCGACCUUCGGCGCGGAGUACGCGGGGGCCUCGGGGGACAAGACGGGCGCGUCGUCGCGGUUCACCGCCGGGCACCGCUACUAAACGGUCCGUUCCAUUGUGGAAGGCGGUGUGCCACCUCUGUUUACCGCUUCUCGUCGGUUCAAUUAUGGAAAGCGGUUUUACCACCGCCGGCCAUCGCUACUAAACGAUUUGUUUUAUUGUGCAAGGCGGUUUGCGCCGCUUGUAAACUUGUUUUUAGUUAUGGAAGGCGGUUCACGACCGCCGGCACCGCUGCUAGGCGUUUCGUGAAUUUGCGGAAGGCGUUUUUGCCGCCGCCGGGCACCGCUUCUGAACAUCCUGAUGGUUGUGGAAGGAAGGGAAUUUUCCCACGGCGCAGCCUCUCUGCUUGUCUCGUGUGUUGCUGCUGCAGUUGCGGUACCGGCCGCCGGCCCCACCGUCGACCAUGGCACGAAUGGAUAAUAAACACCCCAGGGCUGUUGUUUUGUUCCUGCGAGCGCUGCGGUUGUGGACCGUGUGGUGUGCGGGUGAGCCGUCAGGAGGACUUCGCCAGGGGAGUACGAGGGGGAGCGAAGGGGGUUAGAAGAUCUCCGAUUGUGUGUCGGCGUGGCCUCGAUGCGAUGAGCCUCAUGUUUUGGCUACUACAGCUUUGCUUUGGGAUGCGCGCAGGCAAGCAAGGGGGGUCUUGACCUCCUCUCCCCGCCUUUGCUCCGACCAGCACGUGUUGUGUAUAUUAGGGUGUAUGUAGUGGUUUCGUCGUAACCUCUUGGGGCUGUUCUGCUACUGUUAUUCGUCAUUGUCGUAGUUGUUUUUCUCUUAAGAAAUAUGUCAUAGGCGUUGUAACCUCUUUCCAACGUUGGGUUAGUUACCAUGCACCACUCGGGGUAGCCAUUGAUGUGUGUUUGUGACGUUGUAUACGAUGAUUUUCGCUUCUCGCUGUCCAUGUUUCACAAGAGUGGUCUUGUCAGUUUCGUGCUUGUAGCGCCUCUGUCGGCCAGAAUAAAACUAUACAUCUUAGUAGUAAGUGGUGUAAUCUUCACGCGUGCAUGUUCCCGUAACAGCAUCGAUUUUCCAGAGCAGCGCCGGGGUUAUGCAGGGGGUGGAAAAACAAGCGUGCUUGCUGCAUGCUUUUGACGCAGAUAGGUACACCUCACACAUGGGCAUAGACUAAUUAUGUUUUUGUUAUUAAAGCCCAAUGCUCAUUUCUCCCGUGGAGGAGCAAGGGUGGUGAGUGUUGGGAGAAAUGUGUGCAAGAACUGACUCUAUUCUACUGCAGGGUUUGGUGCAGUAUGGUGAAGGCGUGUAUCCAAGUCUGUAACCGUCAGGUGAAGACAGCUUGGACGCCGAUGUGUGAAAUAAUGAUCACUCUGUGUUUCUCUACCCGAGCCUCUUGCGUCACAUGCGCCAACCACAACGUACAACAGCGGUGAGGUUCCGCUAGUACGCCCAACAGUGAGCGGCCCAAAGCGUUCCUGGCUUGUAGCGGUGUGGGAAAUCGAAAUUCUUAAGCGGCACACAGGGGGGGGGUGGUAUCCAGCGCCAUCGGUGAAUGGUGUUUUGGUAUUUUUUUUUAUAGUUUCCCCUACCUUGUUUCUUUCCUAGGGUGUGAGUGGUAUAUACUUUGGCUCCGGGUUUGAAAAGGAACGUACUACUUUGUAGUGUAGUGAAGUGUUGACAAAUGCAUUUGAGAUAUAAAAUAUUGAACUCGGGACCCUCCCGAGUUCAAUAGUCCCGAUGAGUACACGCUGCACGAAUCGAGGCAUCCAAUAAUCAGGUCGAGGUCGUUGACCAUCCAUGUGGAGUAUGACCCCAACAUCCGCAUCUCCUGUCAACAAAACAAGACAAUAAGUGCUCACGAGCAU
Ectocarpus sp. CCAP 1310/34 is the source of this 3721-nucleotide messenger RNA. Lineage: Eukaryota; Phaeophyceae; Ectocarpales; Ectocarpaceae. The record is from the annotation of a GenBank genome assembly.